AUGCACUCGGGCGCGGCCGUCGUCGUCCUCAAGGGCGUCAUGUGCGCCGACCCGGAGAUUGCAGCAGCGGCGGCGCCGUCGCCGACCGCUUCGGCCCCGGCGCCGCACGACGCGCUCGUCGUGUCGAACGACUUUGCGGCCUCUGUGCUGACGGCCUGUCUCCCCUCCAUGACGUUCGACGUGGCGGCGGCGGACAGCCAGUACCACGUGCGGCGCAAGUGCGACGACGAGGACGACGCAAUGGACACCGCCUGCGACGUGUCGACCACUGACGCCCCCAAGAGCCGCCGCGAAAAGGAGGCGAUCCGCAAGCGCGUGUACCACCAAAAGGUCAAAGACGAGCGCAAUCGACUGCGGCAGACGGUCGACGACCUCUCGCGCCAGCUGAGCCAACUGCAAGCGGGCAAACAGUCGAGCGCUGCGUCGUUGACCGACACGUUAGGCCUCGCGCUCGGACGGCGCGUGGCGCGCGACGAGCGCGAGAAGUUGCGCCAAGCAGAGGCCGAGCAGAAGCGGCUGUUGGCCGAAGCAAAGGCGAAAGCCAAUUGCAUUGAAGCGAUGUGCCAACAAUUGGUUCUGGACGCGCCGAAGCGCGCUGGUGCGAAAGGGAGUUCCAGCAGUGCGGCGGCUCUUGCUGGUCCAGCAGCGCUGACGGUGGCGACUGCACGCAGUUGUUUGCGGGUGCCGCAUACUCGAACGAGUCCGGAGUUUGACUACAUGAUGUUUCGAGGCCACUUGAGGCGAGUGCACGAAAGCUACGCUUGUGUCGAUGAGAUAUUUGACUUUGAUUUCAUGACGGAAGGGAUCGUGAGUUCGGUCAAACGACGUGAACCGGACGGCGAGAUUGAGUACUUUGAGCACCGGAGCAACUUUACGCAGCCGUUUUGCUACCAUCGCACGGGGCAGGUCAUGUGGGAACUCGCAAAACUACACCAUCGACAGGACGAUCGAGAGGACUUUGGCGAAAUUGCGGAUCCCGAGAACACACUGGUGGUGCGAUUUCGUCUGCUGCACACGCUCACGUGCGGGUCGACCGUGUCCGUUUUGCAGCGACAGGUAGGGUGUCGGUUUGUCGAGAAGAACCGCACGAUCAUUGUCUGGAAAACGCACUCGGAAGGAGAAGAAGUGUUUCGCGGCAUGCACGCGGACGAGACAGGGUGGGUGUGUCUGAUCCCGGGUUCGGACGAAGAUACGACCAAUGUGAUGAUGUGCGUUCGUCAAGUCCCGAUGAAGCUCAUUCUAUCAAGCACAGGUGAUGCACGCGUCGAGGAGUUUCACGACCUUCUCCAGAACGCCGUGAGCGAAGACAUAUCGGAAGUAACCAGUGAAUUAGAUAAAUUGUUGCUCGAAGAUACACUGGCAGGUAUUGACAUUUAG
Messenger RNA from Hyaloperonospora brassicae, 1377 nucleotides. The record is from the annotation of a GenBank genome assembly. NCBI's taxonomy places the organism in Eukaryota, Oomycota, Peronosporomycetes, Peronosporales, Peronosporaceae.